Molecule: messenger RNA, 2228 nt
Organism: Aplosporella prunicola CBS 121167
Lineage: Eukaryota; Fungi; Ascomycota; Dothideomycetes; Botryosphaeriales; Aplosporellaceae
Exons: 3
Coding region: 84-2123 (679 amino acids)
Biological process (GO): ribosome biogenesis
Cellular component (GO): nucleus
Molecular function (GO): ATP hydrolysis activity; ATP binding; preribosome binding
Source: RefSeq, a predicted model, not a curated record
CAGGGUCUUGACAAGGAGGUCUUCCAAAUAUCUCCAACUGGAUCUCGCGCUCCAAUUCCAGCCUCAAGCGCAAGCCUAGGAAGAUGCUCGAUGACAGCAUUGAGCGUGUGCUGGACGUCAUAAGGGAAGAGGAGGGCGGCAGCGACGAGGAAGAGCUUGCUCCCAUCGACGCAGAUUUUGUCGACGCCAAUGCCGAGCAAGAAGCCGCCGAUGCGAACGCCAUGAACAGGGCGCUUGUCAGCGGGUGGGACGUCCCCAAGACCUCGACGCCGGCUGAUGGCUCCGAGGCGCCGACGAAGAAGCGGGACGGCCAGAGACAGCCAAACGGCGAACCAGUGAAGAAGAAGCGAAAGGUGGCGCUGGCAGCCGAAGAAAUUAGCACAGCUCCCCCGAGCCAUAUCCGACUCGAGGACGUCGGAGGCGUGGACAAUGUCAAGCAGCAGCUGAAAGACCACCUUGUGCUACCGUUGCUAUGUCCAGAGGAGUAUGCGAAGCGCAAGAUACCCAUUCCUCGGGGUAUCCUGCUGCACGGCCCGCCUGGGUGCGGUAAGACGGUCAUCUCGCGUGCUUUUGCCGCGAAACUUGGAGUGCCAUUCAUUGAAAUUCUGGGUCCCUCGAUCGUAUCGGGCAUGUCUGGAGAGUCCGAAAAGCAAGUGAGAGAGCAUUUUGAAGAGGCGAGGAAACACGCGCCGUGCUUGAUGUUCAUCGACGAAAUCGAUGUCAUUGCACCAAAACGUGAUACAUCUCAGAGUCAAAUGGAGAAGCGCAUCGUGGCGCAACUACUUAUCUCCAUGGACAGCCUUGCAAUGGAAGCAAAUGAUGGGAAGCCGGUGAUUGUUUUGGCGGCUACUAACAGACCAGACAGUCUGGAUCCCGCACUGAGAAGAGGUGGCAGGUUUGACACGGAGAUCAACAUGGGCGUGCCCAACGAAAAGAUGAGAGAGCUCAUCCUGAAGGCGCAGACUCGCGAGACCGAAACAGCGUCUGACGUUGACUUUGUCAAGCUUGCAAAGAUGACCCCAGGUUUCGUGGGCGCCGAUCUUAGGGAUCUUGUAGGCAAAGCUGGUACGUGGUCUAUGGACCGUUACAGAGAAGCACUGGAAAGGCAAGCCGCUACAACUGAGCCUUCCGAGAUGGACAUCGACGAUGGAGAGAAUCCGCUCCAGACCUCGGAAAUGGAUAUGUCCAUCACUCGGCUUGUACAGCGUGUGAAAGACAAAAGCAUCCCGCGGCCCGAAGGAUUUGAGAGUACGGCUAUUACUAUGGAAGCUUUUCUUGCAGUCCUGCCGGGAAUCCAGCCAUCGUCCAAGCGCGAAGGGUUCGCCACCAUUCCGGAUACUACUUGGGCGGAUAUCGGCGCUCUGGAAGUGAUUCGCGAGGAGCUACAAACCGCUGUGGUCGAGCCAAUCCUGCAUCCGGAGAGAUACAAAGCCGUUGGUAUUACUGCGCCUACUGGCGUUUUACUCUGGGGCCCUCCUGGUUGCGGAAAAACGCUUCUGGCAAAGGCAGUGGCGGCAGAGUCAAAGGCAAACUUUAUCAGUGUCAAGGGUCCCGAAUUGCUCAACAAGUAUGUCGGAGAGUCUGAGCGUGCUGUUCGUCAGGUUUUCAUGCGCGCACGCUCUUCCGUGCCCUGUGUGAUCUUCUUCGACGAGCUCGACGCUCUGGUUCCGCGCCGCAAUGAUGCACUGUCCGAAGCCUCUGCUCGCGUCGUCAACACGCUCCUCACUGAGCUCGACGGCUUGUCUGCCCGUGAAGGCAUCUACGUCAUUGCGGCCACCAACCGCCCCGAUAUGAUUGACGACGCCAUGCUGCGACCCGGCCGCCUGGAGACGCUCUUAUUCGUGGGCCUGCCAGGACCAGAAGAGCGUGUUGAGAUCCUCAGGGCGCUCAUCAGAAAGACUCCGAUUGACGUCAGCUUGGCUGACAUAGCAAGAGCAUGCGAAGACUUCAGCGGUGCGGAUCUGGGAAGCUUGCUGCGUAGGGCGGGCCAAAACGCACUCAAGAGGGGUAGCGGACAGGUUGUUUUAGCGGAUUUCGAGAAGGCGAAGACCGAUAUCAGACCCUCAGUGGGUGAUAUGAGGAAAUACGAGAAACUAAAGGAGAAGCUGGCAACGAGAAUUUAAGGGCGACUGAUGAUGGGAGUAGAACAGAUGUUCGAUACCAGGCUCCACGCCCUGGGCUAGUGGAAAAGAGGAAGACACUCGCAUGACUGUAUGGAAUAUCCUGUC